CACUGGAAGAAAUUCAUAUACACAUACACGCGAACGAACGACUGUAUGUGGAUUCGUGGAGCAAAUCGAAAUUGGCAGGAUUAAAAGCAUUCGCGAACGCACAGGCAGCGGCUAGAGGGCUGCCCACGCACCAAGAACACUAACUAGCCAGCUAAGAGGUCCCCUAACAACCGAUUAAUAUGCAAAAAUCAGCGUAAUUGGCAAGUUCAAUGCACGACUAAUAUAUUUGGCCACACUUGCCAGUGUGCGUGCGCUCGUGUGUGUGUGUGUGCUGUCCGUGUGUGCGUGUUUGUGUGGCCGCGACGAGUAUGUGUGCGUAUCUCGUAUAUUUGCAAGACUCGCGGAUGAAACAGCGUGAAAAGUGAGCGAAACAUCGGGAAAAGGGCAGCCCAGCCAAAGAACUCGAUCCGGACACGGAUGCGGACGAUGGGGAUAUAGAAGAUAUUGUCCAUAUAGCCAACCGCACCACAGUAGGUCGGUCGGGCGACGUCGAGAGUUGGAAAAUCAGGAACGGAACGGAGCUGAGAUGUCAAAGCCGCUCCACUGAGUCAAGUGUUCUGUGUGUUGUGAAAUUUUCCGUCUCCAGCUCGGAAUUCCCCCCGCAAUCGUAAUCUCCCCGCGAUUGAUUCCCCCCAUCAAAAUUUUCAAUUGAACGCAACUCCGCCAUAAACAAAAAUCGAAAAUUCGGCCACUAGUAGCCAAACAACAAAAAAAAUCACGCAGAGAAGAAGAAGCAGCAGCAGCAACCGAAAAAAAAGAAAAGAAAACUUGUUUGAAAAAGGCCGAACCGAAGAAGAAAAAGAGUCGGAGUUUCGAGAAUUUUAGCGUGCUAGGAACGGAGCACAAGCGACGUCACCAAAUAUACGCAUCACCAUGGACGAGGAUGACAACCUGUCCAAUGCCGACAUCAGCAUCGAUGAAGACGAGGCGCGCGAGGCCAUGCAGCAGGAUGACCAGGAUCAGAACCAGGACGAGGACGAGUCGUCCGAUGUGGAUCUUUCCACGGUGUACCAGAGGACGUACACCAUAGACGCGAUAGGUGGCGGAGCACCACCUCGUCCAGUGCGCACCAGUGGAGGAUCAUCGGGAGUAGGAGGAGGAGGAGCAGCAGGAGCAGGAGUAGCUGCAGCCACAACUGCAGCCACCGAUAACUCACAUUCCCCCUUCCACGACUGGGAUUCCAGUGUGGCGGCCGGUGCUCCGCCGCCACCACCGCCUCGGGGAGCCCCUGCAGCUGGAUCUGGCACCAAUCCGGCCUCCUCCACCUCCUCGUCGUCCACUGGCGAUGCUGGCGCCAAGCCGAGCCUCUUCUUUUUUGGCGCCUCGUCCUUCAGUUUGCGCAGUCGCAAGGAAGUGGCCGCCCUGAUCAACACGGAAUGCUGCCGCGGCAGCCCCACGCCCGAUCUCGACUCCAUAAUGGACACCUUGUUUAAUCCGGGCACGCCCAUCGACAAUCUGGACAACAUCGAGUGGAUACGAUGGCUUAUUGCCGGCGGACGCACGCCGCAGGAGUUUGUUAAAAUUGUGCGCAGCUAUGACAACCACGCCAAGUGCGGACUGGUUUGGGUGCCCCAUGUGGUGGCGUAUAGGUGCCGCACUUGCGGCAUCUCGCCCUGCAUGUCCAUUUGCCGCGACUGCUUCAAGAAGGGCAACCACACGAACCACGACUUCAACAUGUUCCUGUCGCAGGCGGGCGGUGCCUGCGAUUGUGGCGACACCUCGGUGAUGAAGGCGGAGGGCUUCUGCAGCGAUCACGGCAUCAACAACCGGGUCAACCGCGACCCGGUGCCCAACAAUCUGUUGGCGGUGGCCGAGGCCAUAAUGCCCAAGCUGCUGUUUCGCCUCCUGCAGCACUUCCGCGAGCACAGCGACACCACGCUCCACGUGCACGCUAUGACGCCGUACUCGUGCGAGGAGUUCGCCAACAUGCUGAUCGAUCUGAACAACAUGGGCGAGAUAAUGCGCAAGGUGAUGACGCGUACCCUGAUCAAUCCGGAGGUAUAUGCUUACUUUAUGGAGGCGCCUUGCCAGGACACACGGAAUGGACGCUUCUUGAAGGCGAACCGGGAGAAGUAUGAGGAUGCUGUGAACCGAUUCCCAAAUCCAGAGCCGCCCGAUGAGUACAGGGAUCUGCCGGCGCUCGGCGACAAACUGGUCCACACCACGUUGCUCGAGGAGUUCAUAUUCUGGACAUUCAAGUUCGAGUUCCCACAGACACUAGUCUGUUUCCUGCUCAACAUGCUCCCCGAUCAGGAUUACAAGGAACACCUCACCCGCACAUUUGUGAUGCACUACAGCCGCAUACCGUCCGUGCUGGAGAUGUCCCGCGAUCCGGACACGUUAAGUAACCGGGUGGUCCAUAUGAGCGUCCAGCUCUUCUCCAACGAAAGUCUGGCCCUCAAGAUGGUCAAUGAACUGUCGCUGCUGCACGUGAUGAUCAUCAGUCUAAAGCUGAUGAUGUCCAAGAUACUCAUACAGAAUACGCUGCAUGAUCCCAGCAAGAAUUUCCACUUUGUCAUCGACUGCACGCGACAGGUGAUGAAGGACCACUGCUACUGGCCGCUAGUCUCGGACUUCAACAACGUUUUGUCGCACGAAUCGGUGGCAUUGGUCUUUCUGAGGGACGACAACCUCAUCGAUAUGUGGUUCCAGUUCCUGCAGAUGCUCCAGGGCAUGAAUGUCAAUGUGCGGGAGACGGCUUCGCAUGUGGAAUUCGAGCCGAACAGUUACUAUGCGGCGUUCUCCUGUGAACUGGAGGCCAGUGCCUAUCCCAUGUGGUCGAUUAUAUCGCAUCUGCAGGAUGGAACACACGCCCACCUGGCCAAAAAGAUCAUCAACUACUGCGUGACGACGCUUCACGAGUGGCUGGACUCUAUUUACUUCAUGGAAGCGCGUCUAUCGAUGGAGGAGAUGAUGCAGGCUUCGUUCCACUUCCCGCUGCAUCGAUAUCUAGCCGCUUUUGUAUGCCAGGCGGUCACAAAAAUGGGAAUCAGUCUGAACGACGUGCUGCCCUCACGUCCUUAUCUCCUGCCCUUGCUGAUGAUCCAUCCACUGCGUGUCCAGAGUUUCUUCUACGAGAUCCUGGCCGGAAAAUGGGUGCGCAACGGGCUGCAGAUCAAGGGCCAGGCGAUGACCUACAUCCAGGCGAACUUCUGCAACUCGAUGGCGGACAUGGACCUGUUCUUCCUGCAGAUCUGCGCCACCAACCUGCCGCAGUACUUCUUCCUGCAGAACACCAUCGAGCUGUUCGACGUGGGCCAGUGGCUGGAGACGGCCCCGCUGAAGCAGCCGCAGAAGGCGGAGCAAUCCUCGAUGCUGGAGGGGUUCCUCACCUUCCUGGCCACCCUGGUGACGAGUCGCACGAACCUGGGCAACGACGAGGCCACCCAGUGCAUCAUCGAGAUCAGUGCCUUGCUGGCCACCGAGAACAAGACGCACUCGCAGCUCCUCGAACUGAUGCCGGAGCGGUCGGGCAAUGUGCACACGAAGAACUUCGAGACCUUCCUCAAGAAGCUAUCCGUGUACAAGGCCCCAUCGAGUGGGAGCGAGAAUCUGGAGCAGGGUCUCUUCACGCCCAUCGACGAGGUGUGGGAGAAGCACUACGAUCCGCUGCACGUCCUCCUGCGGGCUGUCCAUCGGCGGGACUUUCAGUCCUCGCUGGACCGCUACACGAACUACGUGAAGAGCAAGGAUAAGAUGCCGGCUAGUGGGAACCUAUGGCCACCAUUCCGCCUGCCGCAGGCCCUGCCCGCCAACAGCUCCUUCAGCGAUCCCUGCAAGAUUCUCAACUCGCGCGUCUUUCACUCCACCAUCCUGUCCAUAUUGUUCCGGGCCGUGCACACGCGUGACGUGUCCGAGCACCUGCUGGCCCUGGCCGUGUUCCUGCUGGAGAUCGCGGUGGAGACGAGCGAGGAUGUGGGCGGCAGUGGUACCGGCGGCGAUCGUGCUCCGCCCGCGCUGGCCGCCAUGGUGGAGUCCUCGGGCGGACCGGGCUAUCAUGGCUACGGGCCGGGGCGUCAGGAGCCGCCCAAGCUCUUCCAGUGCUAUCCCACGGACAAUCUCAGCUGCAAUCUGCGGCAUGUGGUCAAGAAGGUGUCGCUCAAGUCGCGCGAUCCGCAGGUGAUACCCUCCAGCUACCGCUCGAAUCCAUUCUACUCGGACCUGGACUUCGACGUCGAGGCGGAUCCGGAGCAAUCGUUGCGCAUGAUCGGUCACGUGGACACCGAAAGCAACGACGAGGCAACGGGUGGAGCAACUGGAGCCCUCGGUUCAGUUGGCCUGGGCCCGGGAGCCCUCAGCCGAAGGAAUGUCUCGCAGGCCCUGGUCCCGAUGCGGGUGCCCGGAAUGGAGGUGGCCCUGCCACCGGAUCUCUCGGUGGUGGCCGAAACGGGCGUGGUCAUCCGGCAGGACAGCAGCGAUGAUGAGCUGCUGCGGGAUGGCGACCAUGACAUGGACAUGAGCCCAGCGGCCGCUCUGGACUUCCAUUUUCCGCUGCAGCAGAUCACGUUGCCGGAGAGCGGCAUGGAAGUGGCCAUUCGGCGGGAUCUUUUGCUGGCCGAGACGAAUAAUAUGGGCGCAAUGGGAGGCGUGGGCGGCGGCGUAGCUGGUGGCGGAGCCAAUCCAUCGGUCACAGCGCCCGCGGUGGCCACCAACGAGAUGUUCUCGCCCACCACGCCCACGGGCAGCGGCAUGCUGCUGCCCUUCCAGCGGGUCCAGCCCGUCGCGGUGCCCAGCAGCGUCAACAUGGACAUUGUGCCCUCGAAUGCCUUGGGUGCCGGCGGCAGCUUCGCCUCCGGCGUGAGCGGUAGCGGCACUGGCCGCCGCAUGAACUACGAGACGGGCGGGGCACGCAAGCGAUCCGUGGACAUUGCCAUCGGCGGCAGCAACACGGAUGAGCUGCACCUGGACGAGAGUAUAUUGUCGCUGCUGCUCAAGCUGCACUCCCAGCUCUCCGGCACGCUGGAUAGCUUCUCGUUGAGCGAUGGCGAAGAGCGGCGGCAGCAACAGCAGCAGUCAACUGCUGGGGAUUCCUCCAUGGAUGUGGACUGCAACGAGGCCAGCACCUCGAGCACGGCACUGGCCGAAAGAGGACGUAGCAGCAGCAGCAGGCGCAACUACAAGAACAUCCAUGUGUCCACCUCACGCACCGGCGACGGGCCCUUCUUCAUUGGGAAUCUGUUGCGCAAGAUCGCCAAGCAGGACGAGCAAUGCGCCGUCAGUAUCGACGACAUCCGGGCCCGGCUCUGGCCCAAUCAGCGCGAGAAGCAGGCGGAGGCGAAGGCGCGCGAGACCAAGGAGAAGGAGGAGCGUCGCAAGAAGGCGCGCGAGCGCCAGCAGAAGAUGAUGCAGGACUUUGCCAACAAGCAGAAGCAGUUCAUGCAGUCCGCGGCGGCGGCCGCCAGCAGCAUGGACUACGGUCCCGAGGACGAUGAUGACGAGGAGCUGUACGAGGAGCAGCCGCGCGAGAAGGAGUACGAUUGCAUCAUUUGCAACUGCACCACGCCCAGCACGGAAUCCAAUCCCAUUGGCCUGGUCGUCCUGGUCGAAUCGAGCGGCAUUGUGGGCCACCGACGGCGCAUCGCCGAGCGACUGCCGCUCCCGCUCAAUGCGGAGGAUGAGUCCCGGCUGGAGCGAACCACGCGACUGGCGCACGAGUUUAGCCGGCGCACCGAGCUGCUGAGCCUGAAGUUCGGCGACGAGUCCUGGUAUCUGUCCAACAACAUGGCCUACGACAACGGUGUGCACGUGCAGUCGUGCGGCCAUCAUGUGCAUCUUAGCUGCCUGGAGGCGUACCUCAAGACGCUGUACACCACCCAGCGGCAGCCGGUGCAGGAUCGCGGCGAGUUCUAUUGCCCCGUGUGCCGGCAGCUCUCCAACUCGGUGCUGCCGCUCAGUCCGCAGCUGGACAGGCCCACGCAACUCGUCCGCUCCGGCAAUCAGCCCUUCGAGCGUCUCGUUGCCGACCUCACCGAUCUAAUCAAGGAGAACGAGACGAUACCGCAGCCCACAAAGCUGACAGAGGCCAUGGGCCAUGCCAUGGAGGUGAUGACGAACAUCGCCCAGCGCAAGGUCAAGUGCGCCUCCAUCACGUUCCGCAAGCUGUUCAUCUUUGUGACGUCGAUAGCACGCACCAACCUGGAGGCGGAGAUCAUCCAGCGCGGCGGAUCGCUCUGCACCUCGAAUGCCACGCGCUACAAGCCGAAGCGGGACUGCAUUGUACCGCUGCUGCACGUGCUGUCCGUGCAUGUGCGCGUCCUGGUCGAGUGGCCGCUGUGGAGCAGCUGGGCCUCGCUGGCCGGCCUGCCCGUGAGCGACACGGAACCCCUGCCGGCGCACUGCCUCGAGCUGAUUCCCAGCCUGUUGGCGGAUCCCAUUGCACUGCUGCUCAAGUUCAUCCUGCUGGCGCCACUGCAUCUCGACCAGGAUUACUUCACCUGCAUGGUGAAGGUGAUGUACAACCUGCUGUACUACCAGAUUGUGGUCCAGCUAUGCGUCACCCUCACGGACUUCGAGUGCCAACACAUUCUCAAAGUGUACGGCAGUGGCAGUGGCAGCGGCAGCGGCAGCAGUGACACUUCCGCCGGCGGGGAGACGCAACCGGAGUCGAGUGGCACGUAUAAUCGCCGUCGCGGUGGCAACCACCAGCAGAGCUCCUCGCAGCUGGGCAAGGCCAUGGCCCUGGUGCUUAGUCAGACCAAUGAGUUGGCUCACUUGCGCAGGGACUGCAUACCCAGUACCAGCAGCUCGGCGGCAGCGGCAGCAGGUGCUGGCUCUAGCUCAGGAUCGGGAUCGGGAUCGUCCAUCUCCACCUCGGCAACAGCAUCAAGCAACUCGUCGCCGAACGAUGUGUAUCUGAAGUCCAUGGAACUGCAUCUGCAGUCGCUGUGUCUGCCCUUCUUGCGAGUGGCUGCCCUGCUGCGCCAGCAUCUGUAUCGCCACGAGAUGCCCGAGAUCUCGGCCCCGGGAUUGGAGUUUGUGCGUCUCGUCUACUAUCUGGAACUGGUCACCGACUCCAUGGACUGGGACUGCUUCAAUGCCAGCAAGGGCCUGUGCUUUAUACCCGGCACCGAGCAGACGCUGCCGCAGUUCUGGUGCCAGCAGCUGAUGGAAGUGCGUCCGCCGGCGGAUACGGUCAGGGAACUGGUGCUCAUCAAUCAGCACUCGCAGUGGCAUCAGCCGCGACUGCUCGAGCUGCCGCGCGAGUACGAACGCUUGUUCACGUACUACCAUGAGCGACCCUGCCUCAACUGCUACAAAGUGCCCAAGGAGAGCUCCAUCUGCCUGCUGUGCGGGAAGAUCGUGUGCCUCAAGCAGAACUGCUGUGCGGAGAACGACUGCUGCGAGGCUGUCCGGCAUACGCUAUCCUGUGGCGGCGGCAUUGGCAUCUUUUUGGUGGUCACCUCCACGUACAUCAUCGUUAUCCGUGGACGACGCGCCUGCCUUUGGGGCUCGCUGUAUCUGGACGACUUCGACGAGGAGGAUCGCGAUCUCAAGCGCGGCAAACCUUUGUAUUUGAGCCAAGAUCGCUUCAACCUGCUGGAGUCGCAGUGGCUGUCCCAUAAGUUUGCUCACACAAAACACACCUGGGUGUUCCAUCGGGAUCUCUUGUGAAAUAUGGAAGACCUACUGCGUAGCAUCCAGGAGCUGGUUGGCCAGAUCUGAGAUGGGAUUGGAUGCGAAAAACAGUCAACAAUCAACAGUCAGCCGCCAGCCGCUCCCCGCCUAGUCGAACCAGUCAACCCUUCGUUCUCGAGAUUCCCACAACCACACAUCCCCUCCAAUCACUAGCCCAUACUAACCCAACCAAACCCAUCUAAACCCAAAUAAACCAAGCCCAACCCAACCCAACCAUGUGUCCCCUAAGUUAAAGCGAGUUUCGUUUAGGAGUAGGAGUAGGACACCAGACCACCAGGUCACGUUCUGUCCGCUGUCUGCGUCCGUAUUCGCUUACGGUCACCCCCCAAUUCAUCCAGCCAUCCAUAUAUUCAUCCAUCCAUACCCCCACACACUUAGAAGCAACGUCGGCAAUUUGCAAUUAAUUGAUAUUACACAUUUUUAUAUAUAACAAUACUUAUAAAUAUGGAUGCAAAACUACAGCUAUUCGAUUGUUUUGUUGUCAAAACUGUUCAACUGAGAAUCGCAUAAUACACACACACACACACCUUAUAUAGAAAUCCGCAUAAUCUCGCGAGCAACAACAAAAUAUUUAACAACAAAUUUAGUGCGACUUAUAAAUAUAUACAUAUAUAUUUAUAUAUAUAUAUAUAUAAAAAAACCCGAAAGAAACCGAAGUGUAAGCACCGCGCGGGUCUCUCUAAUUGCGUUCAACCUAAACUAAGUCUUAAGUCCUUAACUUGAUAGGUUUUUUUUUUUAGGGAAACAAAGGCAAGAAAGCAAAUAACAAAUAACAAAUAACACACGAUACACAAUACAUAAUACACAAUAUAACAAUUGUCAACUUUGGCCUCAUGAGUAUGUGCAUGUAAAAAAUGAAAAACGAUUAUUAGUUAAUAUAAAUAAAUACCAUAUACACUAAAGUUAAUGCAAAACAAAAACGAAAAAAAAAUAUACAAAAAAAAAACAAAAAAAAACAAAAACAAAAAGAAAACAACCAAUAAACGAAAAGCGAAUUGUGAAUUGCGUAGAAAUUAGUUUGCAUAUACCGCAUUACACAUAAAUAUUAUGUAAUUAAGAGCGUGGAAGCAUAAAGCAUCAAGAAAAACAAAUGAUUGAUGGAGAGGGUUAUCUGAAUUGGGAGUGAAUUUGUUAUUAGUUUUUACCAAUUGUGCGUUAUGUAGGCGGCGCUGCAUGGGAAAUACGAUAUUGUUUCAAUCCUAAACUUGAUCACAUCCAAAUGUUCUCAGUUUGAACGAUCAAAUUGAUGAACAACUGCAAAGACUAGCUAAUAUUUCAAUGACUCGAGUUGCAGGACUAGGAACUAAUAUAUAAGGUUUUUCUAGAAAUUCAACAUAAAUAAAACCUGGUUGUCUAGUAAUUGGUAUUUGAAUUUCCAUCGAGUUAUAGAACAAUUGCAUGUGAGUUACACACAAAAGACAUGGAAAAUAUUGCUGCGAAUUGUAAAUACACUAUCUUGUAUAAUUAUAUAUUAAAAUAUCACAUUUUUCCUUUUUUUUUUUUUGUUUUUGCUAGCUAUACAAAUCUAGAUGUUUCAGUUGGCCUCCUAGACUAACUAAAAAAUACUACUCUGCAAACUACAAAAAAAAAAAAAAACAAAAAACACACACGAUUUAAGAGAUUAAAUGGCACAGCAAAGCAAGACACACACUCACACAAACACACACACACCCCCUAGUACUCUAGUACACCCAAAAAAGAUAAUGUAAACAUGCUGCAUUCUGAGUGACAAACCGAAAACCCUGAAUAAAAUUGAAAAAUCAAUACAAAAGAGAA
Messenger RNA from Drosophila elegans, 9411 nucleotides. It is a transcript of the gene Ubr3, whose product is annotated as E3 ubiquitin-protein ligase Ubr3. The transcript is spliced from 11 exons. The coding region runs from base 874 to 7611 and encodes 2245 amino acids. NCBI's taxonomy places the organism in Eukaryota, Metazoa, Arthropoda, Insecta, Diptera, Drosophilidae. Gene Ontology annotation, cellular component: cytoplasm; ubiquitin ligase complex. The record is from RefSeq and is a predicted model, not a curated record. Gene Ontology annotation, molecular function: ubiquitin protein ligase activity; zinc ion binding. Gene Ontology annotation, biological process: protein ubiquitination; ubiquitin-dependent protein catabolic process via the N-end rule pathway.